UAAGGAACGAUUGCGUAUUAGGACGUCCAUUACAUUCUAUACCUCCUGCAAAAAAGUUCGAAAUACGUUGAAAUAUCUGCUGCACAUUCGAUGUUAUCAAGUCACGAGCCCGUAUAAGCGUACCGAUAGCUGCUGACAGAAACUUCAGAUGAAUGGUGUGUCAAAGGAAGACAGUUAGUAAAACUCAAUCCAAGCCAGAUGUUUGCUAGAGUCUUUCUUUUCUGCUCGUUAUCUUUGAUUCCUCUGCGCAUGGCCACUAGUCAGCAAUGUGAACCCGCUGAGCAGUCAGAGAGUGGAAAAGCUCUCAAAGGUCACGUCUUUAAAUCGAAAAGGGUUCAAAAUCCGUACGAAUGUCUUAUGUUCUGCUACAGCGAAUUCACAUGUCAGAGCUACAAUUACGUCAUGACUGGUAAUCUUUGCGAGCUGAAUAACAGAACCAAAGAAGCGAGACCUGAAGAUUUUGUCCGAGAUGAAACUAGAUUCUACGUGCGACGGUGGAAGAACAGAGUCUCAUUAGGUUCCGUUCCCGAGAUGCCUGCCGAGUCUUGUGGAGAGGUCAAAGCCAGCGAACAAGGGAUGGCGGUCAGCGGUAGAUAUUGGCUGAAACCCCAGGAGACAAACAUGAAAUCCAAGAACUUUCUGGUUUAUUGUGACAUGGUAUCAGUGGAUCAGGCCUGGACUCUCCUCGCUCGGUUUUCAAACAGAGACACUAAAAACUGGAUAGAUGACUUAGGAGACUGGUGGUACGACAGUGCUCAAGCUGCAGGAGAAACCGCUGACCCGUCAUACAACGCAGACAUGAUCUCGCCAGCGUUCUGGCUGGUCAGUGGCAGUGAGCUUAAGAUCACACGCAAUGAUGACUCUGGACACAUUCCUUUAUUGCAAACAACAGGGAAUUGUCUGAGCGGGCAGACAUUCCGCUCCAAAGUUACCAGCUACGGUGACUUCAGAAACGGUUCAGUCUGGUCCGAUGGUAAGUGCCUCGGAAAAUGCAAUGUUCAAUAUGGCGGACAAUACCUAACAACUAAGGGUUUCGGACAGGCUUCAUGCAGCGGUGACCUACAAGGUGCUGAUGAAGUCGGCUUCUGGUGUAGCAGUGGUUGGGGUUGUUCUGUGAUCAUGAUUGGAGGGGGCGGAGCUAGUUGUUCAGAUGCCGAUCAUGGAAUUGGGACAACGGUGGCGAAACUUUCCUCUUUUAAAAUAAAAGAAGAUGGCAGAAAAGAAGCUGACUUUGGUGACAGUGCAUGGGGUUAUAAAGCUCUUAGUUACUCGUUGAAUUUGUGGGUUCACUAAUGUCUCCAAUGUUACAUGAUUUGCCUUGCAUCUUAGACAUGUUUUCACUUGAUAGUCGAAAAAUUAAAACCAAAAUAGUCCCAGCGACCCACCGAAACAAAGUUUUAUAUUAUCAUUAGCCUAUGGAGAUAAAAUUGUAUGGUUUCCACAUCAUACCUCUUCUUUAAGACUGUAUUAAUGAUGGUAACCUGCAUUGAAUAAAACACAGGAGAAAAGAAAACUUUCUGAAACUGUCUUUAAUCAGUGUACAUCACGGUAAAAGAGUAGAGACCGUAGAAGAUGGAGUGAGAAGCGCAGCGAACGUAGGGAGAGGAGAUAGUAGAUUCUGCGUUACCCGUUUGUGGGUACUUGGGGUAUUUUUGUGAAACGUAU
This is a messenger RNA of Pocillopora verrucosa, 1665 nucleotides long. The record is from RefSeq and is a predicted model, not a curated record. Lineage: Eukaryota; Metazoa; Cnidaria; Anthozoa; Scleractinia; Pocilloporidae.